Molecule: messenger RNA, 336 nt
Organism: Striga hermonthica
Lineage: Eukaryota; Viridiplantae; Streptophyta; Magnoliopsida; Lamiales; Orobanchaceae
Source: the annotation of a GenBank genome assembly
AUGGCCGUCCUUAAAUUUCUCGCCCUAUAUCUCUGUCUAAUUUCAAUUCUGACCCGUAUCCCCAAUCCAUCUGUGGCGGCGGCGGUUUCUGCGGACGCCGUAGCUCGGAACAAAAUCCGCCGAGAAAAAUCACGCGCGGCCGAUACGAAUACCAGUACCCUGAAGAACGCCGAUCGGGUCGACCCGAAACGCGGCUGCGGGGAUAUGGGCACCAGAUCCGAAUGCGGUUCGAACCCUAGGUGCAGGUGGUGCCGGAGCGAGGCUCUCGACGACACGUGCUUCUCCAAAUCUGAAGCUUGGAGGCUGCCGUCACAGGUGUUCUCUUGUGAAUUCUGA